AUGGCGAAAGACGCCCAGAAGCAGGUCCUCCGGAAGAAGCGGAAAAACACGGAACCUUUGUUAAAGAAAGAACCGAUCGCUGAUGACGAGGAUGUGAAGACCAACGGCCGUGUUUUUGACGAAUUCGACUCCAGUGACGAAGAGGACUUACGAAAUACCAUCGGCAAUAUUCCGGUACAAUGGUAUGACAACGAGGAACACAUUGGCUAUGAUCAAGAUGGGCAAAAGAUUGCAAAGCCAAAGAAGGCCGGCGAGAUCGACAUCUUUUUGCAGAAAAUGGAAGAUCCUGACUAUUGGAGAAAGGUCUUCGAUAGACAAAUUGGCCAGGACGUCACGCUGAGUGAAGAACAGAUCGGAAAAAUUCGCGCGUUGAUGAGCGGAAAGUUCCCGACAGUCGGAUACAACCCAUACGAGCCGCUUGUUGAGUACUACUCUUCAGUGCCCUCCAUCCAUCCGAUCGAUAAUACUCCGCUCUCAAAGGCUUCGUUCCUGCCGUCGAAAGAUGAGAUGCGCAUCGUCUCGAAGAUGGUGCAUGCCAUCAAAAUGGGAUGGAUGAAGACGGAGAAGACCCCAAAACAGACCGCACCCAAGGUUUAUGACCUAUGGGCCGGGGAGGAUGAGAAGAAGUCCAAGACGAAGAGCGAGAUGCACCGAAUCCGCAUGCAUAUGCCGGCGCCGAAGGUAACUCUGCCCACGCACGCCGAGUCCUACAAUCCACCGCAGGAAUAUUUGAUGACGGAGGAGGAGCGGAAAGCUUGGGAAGAACAGGAACCUGAAGAGAGACGCAUGGACUUCAUCCCCAAUAAAUUUGAUGCAUUGCGGAAGGUUCCUCAGUAUAGUCGUUUCGUGAAAGAGCGCUACGAGCGUUGCAUGGAUCUCUAUCUGGCACCGCGUCAAAGAAAACUCAAGCUGAACAUCGAGCAUCCGGAGCAGCUGCUCCCGGAUCUGCCAAACCCGAACGAUCUGAGGCCAUUCCCAACGACAUUGGCUUUCUUUAUGCGGGGACACACUGGCCAAGUGCGAGCUGUCAGCGUUGAGCCAGAGAAGGGUGAACUGUUGGCUUCUGGUGGACAAGACGGUACGGUGCGCAUCUGGCUGCUUGAUAAUGGGCGCAACAUCAAGACCUUUGAACUUGGCCAGCCGGUGCUUGGUGUGGCUUUCUGCCCGAACGCCUCGAGAACCCUAUUGGCUGUUUCUGUUGAGGGGAAGAAGGUAAUCUUGCUGAACACCGAGUGCGGCGACAAACUCCUCGUCUCGCAAACCAAGCAAUUUCUGAGCGAAUUGCCGAUCGGUAUUGAAGAAAGCGAAGCCCCAGUUACUUGGUCGAAAGAAAAGGGUCGUGUGGUUCUGGAAAUGAAUGCGGAGGUGCGCAAAGUCGUCUGGCACAAAAAGGGAGAUUAUUUGGCUACUGUCGGGAUCAUUGACCACGCUUCUUCAGUGGUCAUCCACCAGAUCAGCAAGGCCAAGAGCCAGUGUCCAUUCUCGAAGAAGAAGGGCCUCGUCCAAUCCGUGGCCUUCCACCCCACUCAGCCCCAGUUCUUCGUGGCUCUUCUGCGUCAUGUUCGCAUCUACGACUUGGCCAAAUGCCAGCUUCUCAAAAAGUGCACGACAAACAGCGGACAUCUGAGCGUUAUGAUCCCUGAUAAUUAUGGAGAUAACCUCUUUGUUGGUGGUCUCGAUCGGCGCUUCGCCUGGCUUGAUCUCCAAUUGUCGACUCGUCCCUGGAAGUCGUUGCGGCACCACAAAUCGGCCAUUCGAGGCAUUGCAUACCAUUCCAAAUAUCCGCUGCUUGCCACUGCCUCCGAUGACGGAACAACGCUUGUCUACUAUGCAAGAAUACACCACGAUACUUUCCGCGAUAAUGAAUUGGUGCCGGUCAAGCGACUUGGCGCCCAUAAGAAGGUCGAUGGGUUGGCCAUCCUUGACACUGUCUGGCAUCCAACGCAACCCUGGCUCAUCACGGCUGGUGCUGACGGAACGAUUGCUCUAUGGAGCUAU
Molecule: messenger RNA, 1998 nt
Organism: Mesorhabditis spiculigera
Lineage: Eukaryota; Metazoa; Nematoda; Chromadorea; Rhabditida; Rhabditidae
Source: the annotation of a GenBank genome assembly